GGUUUUUUCCAUGUUGCCGUCAGUGGGAUAGCUGGUAGCGGCAAGUCGUCACUGGUUAACGCGUUCCGAGGCAAGCACAAUAUGGAUCCUGAUGCUGCCGCGGUUGGCGUGAACGAGACCACUCUUGUGGUGGCCAGAUACCCUGAUCCAAACCCAUCCAGCCGCUUCGUCUGGUACGAUGUUCCCGGAGCGGGUACCUUAAAGGUUCCCGAUUGGAAAUACUUCAAUGACCAAGGGCUGUUCGUCUUCGACUGCAUCAUCGUUGUAGUUAACAAUCGUUUCACUGCCACUGACGUCGCUAUCCUUUCCAACGCUAGGCGCUUUGGUAUUCCCGCCUUCAUCGUCCGCUCUAAAGCGGAUCAGCACAUCAGGAACCUCAUGAAAGAUAUAGGCUAUAACAGUGACGAUGAAGGUGGAAACAAGGCUAGCUACUUUGCACGGGCGCGCGACCAAUACGUGGCAGAAACCAUCCGUAGCAUCAGGACUAACCUCCAAGAGGCGAACUUACCUGAUCAACCUGUCUAUCUCGCGUCGAACGUUGCUCUACAAGCAGCUGUCGCAGGU
Suillus subaureus is the source of this 564-nucleotide messenger RNA. RefSeq names its product immunity-related GTPases-like protein. The transcript has a single exon. Gene Ontology annotation, molecular function: GTP binding. The record is from RefSeq and is a predicted model, not a curated record. Gene Ontology annotation, cellular component: membrane. NCBI's taxonomy places the organism in Eukaryota, Fungi, Basidiomycota, Agaricomycetes, Boletales, Suillaceae. The annotation marks the transcript as partial.